Phyllopteryx taeniolatus (common seadragon) is the source of this 2922-nucleotide messenger RNA. RefSeq names its product solute carrier family 7 member 6 (gene slc7a6). Gene Ontology annotation, biological process: amino acid transmembrane transport. The coding region runs from base 16 to 1854 and encodes 612 amino acids. Gene Ontology annotation, cellular component: membrane. NCBI's taxonomy places the organism in Eukaryota, Metazoa, Chordata, Actinopteri, Syngnathiformes, Syngnathidae. The record is from RefSeq and is a predicted model, not a curated record. Gene Ontology annotation, molecular function: L-amino acid transmembrane transporter activity. The transcript is spliced from 12 exons.
UCAGAGAAUGGAUGGAUGACAUUGUCACGAGUGGAACGUGUCCCUGGCGGAACGUUACGCGGUGACGUCACAGAGUGGCGGCAGGCAGCCCAGUUGUUUCCAGGUGCUGCCGUUGAUGCACUCCGCUCUCCGGACGCCGGCUGUCAGACGCGAUUCAGUUGGAGGAGGUCCGCUCAGCUCCACGAAGAGGUCACCACCGCUGACCCUCAGCUGACCCUAGCCGGCGCCAACAUGUCGGAGCAGGACGCCUCCAAGCCGACGUCGGGUAGCGGCGCGACGGCUGCGACGGCGCUCCCCAAGGAGAGCAUGCAGCUGAAGAAGGAGAUCUCCCUGCUGAACGGCGUCAGCCUCAUCGUGGGCAACAUGAUCGGCUCGGGCAUCUUCGUGUCGCCCAAGGGCGUGCUCUUCUACAGCGCUUCCUACGGGCUGUCGCUGGUCAUCUGGGCGGCAGGCGGCCUCUUUUCGGUGGUGGGCGCGCUGUGCUACGCAGAGCUGGGCACCACCGUCACCAAGUCGGGGGCGUCGUACGCGUACAUCCUGGAGUCGUUCGGCGGCUUCUUGGCCUUCGUCCGCCUCUGGACCAGCCUGCUGAUCAUCGAGCCCACCAGCCAGGCCGUCAUCGCCAUCACCUUCGCCAACUACCUGGUGCAGCCGCUCUUCCCCACGUGCGAGCCGCCCUACGCCUCCUCGCGCCUCAUCGCCGCCGCCUGCAUAUGCCUGCUAACCUUCAUCAACUCGGCCUACGUGAAGUGGGGCACCCGCAUGCAGGACCUGUUCACCUACGCCAAGGUGGCCGCCCUCAUCGUCGUCAUUGUCACAGGCGUCAUCAAGUUGUGCCAGGGUUCCACCGGCAACUUUGAGUCGGCCUUCCAGGGCUCCUCCACUGACCCCGGCAACAUCGCUCUGGCGCUCUAUUCGGCGCUCUUCUCCUACUCAGGCUGGGACACGCUCAACUUUGUCACCGAGGAGAUGAAAGACCCCGAAAGGAACCUUCCUCUGGCCAUCGCCAUCUCCAUGCCCAUCGUCACCACCAUCUACAUCCUCACCAACGUAGCUUACUACGCUGUGUUGGACAUGAGCGCCGUAUUGGCGAGUGACGCGGUGGCUGUGAUUUAUUCAAUCCUCCUCCCGAGUCCUCGGGCACACGCAUUCCUCCCCCGAUCACGCUGGCCGAGUGAGCAGAGAGUGAAGCACUCGUCAGUUGUCGCUCAAGCCAUCAUCGUUUGGAAUGGAGCCGCUUCGAACCUUCAGACAUUUGCAGAUCACACGUUAGGCGUGAUGAGUUGGAUCAUCCCCAUCGCCGUGGCGCUGUCCUGCUACGGCGGCCUCAACGCUUCCAUCAUUGCCGCAUCCAGGCUGUUCUUUGUGGGUUCCCGUGAGGGUCACCUCCCCGACGCUCUGUCCAUGAUCCACACGCAGAGAUUCACGCCAAUCCCCGCUCUCAUCUUCAACUGCGUAAUGUCGCUGAUCUACUUGACGGUGGAGGACGUGUUCCAGCUCAUCAAUUACUACAGCUUCAGCUACUGGUUCUUCAUGGGCUUGUCCAUCGCAGGACAGAUCUACCUGAGGUGGAAGGAACCGCAGCGGCACAGACCGCUCAAACUAAGCCUGUUUUACCCGGUGGUGUUCUGCAUGUGCGCCGUGUUCCUGGUGGCCGUGCCGCUCUACAGCGACACGCUCAACUCCCUGAUCGGCAUCGCCAUCGCCCUGUCGGGGGUGCCCGUCUACUUCCUGGGCGUCUACCUGCCGGAGUCCAAGCGCCCGCCGGUCAUCACCAAGCUGCUGCGUUCUCUGACCCACUGCACUCAGUACACUUGCUUCUGCGUCCUCACCGAGACGGACAAGAGUGACUAAAGACACGACACCAGCAGCGCUGCAAUGGAUGACGGGAGAAAAGAAAGGAAGGUCUUUUGUCACUUGUAUGUACGCACGACUACUUCUGUGGAGUCAAGCGGGAAAAUGGUGCACUUGCGUUUCUUCUUUUAUUGAAUUACCCGAUGUCACCGACUUGCCUUGCAACUUCAUCUUGUGGUUUUCUUUCCAGUGUUCGCUGAUCCUACGUUAAAGUUCUUGUCACGUAAUUGCCUUUGUGGCCUGGGCGACGAGUUUUGAGGAUUCAGUCGGGUCAAUACAGUGUGCCUGUCAGAAAUCAUGCAGUGUUUUAACUCAGCCCGUGGGACAUAGAGGGCCCACCGGUGUUUGAUGGAAGUUCUACAAACACAAUAGAAACUAUAUCUUAUUGUUGCUGUCCACUUAAAAAUAUGUAUUGACUUUUUUCCCUAGAUUAUCGGAAACACUUUUUUUUUGUCAUCGUUGGUUUUCAAAUAAAACAAUCACAUUUGGGUUUUUGGUUUUGUUUUUUUAUUUUACAUUUGUUUGAAACAAAAACAAAAAUAUUUGUUUUUAAGUAUAUUGGAUAAAAAUUAAGAUGAAAAGCAAAUACAUUUUGUGUUUUAGACAAAAGCAAAAUGUAUGUAUCUCAAAAUUUUCCCGAAAAUGUAUGCAUCUCAAAUUUUUUUUUGAGAUGCAUUGCUGACAAAUAGCAGAAAAAGCUAUUUGUCAUGCACAAUCACAACGUUUGGAGAUGUUUUUUGGGGGCUGAAAAUCUUUUACAAUACAAACAAAAUUUGGGGGUUAUAGAUAAAUAAAAAACUUCCGUUUAUCUGAAAUUAAUUGUUCAACAGCAACAAAAUUAUUCAUACAGCAUGAGCAUUUGUAGGUUGAUUUUCUUCUUUAUACAGUUCCUCUGAAGUGUAUUAACCAAAUUUAUCUUUGGAAUUGCAUGGCGGACCUAACAGUACAUGGCCCACUCGCCUUUAAAAUAGCCUUGAUUUAUCAUGUUGAUAUUUGUACCAUUUUAGGAGAAUUUGCAAUAUCAUGAGUAAUUCAUGAUAUGACUUAUUAAAGAGUACUUGAUUUUCA